UGUGGCAUAAAUAAAGGUGACAUAAAGACAGGGCGGGGCACACGCUUAUAAGGGGCACAGGCGUCUCGGGGCUGCCAGAAUGGCUCCCACUCAGUGCGCGGCACUAGCGUGUGUCAUGUCCCGGCUGCAUUUCUGGGGCCCAUGGCCCCUCCUUACGUGGCAACUAUUAUGGCUACUAGUCAAGGAGGCUCAGCCUCUGGAGCGGGGACAUUCUACAGCCCUGGAGAAGACUACAGCUCCUCAUCCAGAUCAGGUUCAGACUCUGCAUCAAAAACUGACUGAAGUCACAGGUCCCCCUACUGAGCUAGAACCUACUCAGGAUUCAUUGGUGCAGUCUGAAAGUCACGCCCAAAAUAAGGCUUUAACUGCACCAGAGGAACAGAAGGCCUCCACAAGCAUCAACAUAUGUGAGCUCUGUACCUGUGAAGAGAACAUGCUGUCAUGUAUUGAUCUCAACCCAGAGCAGAGGCUCCGCCAAGUGCCUGUACCAGAGCCCAACACCUACAAUAGCACCUUCACCAUCUUAAAUUUCCAAGGAAACUAUAUUUCUUACAUUGAUGGAAAUGUAUGGAAAGCAUACAGUUGGACCGAGAAACUAAUUCUCAGUGAAAAUAACUUGACUGAAUUACAUAAGGAUUCAUUUGAAGGCCUGCUAUCCCUCCAGUAUUUAAUUCUCAAUUGCAAUCCUCUGACAACUGUUGAAGAUCCAUAUCUCUUCAAAUUGCCAGCAUUAAAAUAUCUCUUCUUCAGAGACAUGGGAACAAUGCUAGUCCCACUUACAACACUUAAGAACAUUCUCAUGAUGACUGUUGAACUGGAAAAACUGAUCUUACGUAGCCAUAUGGCCUGCUGCCUCUGCCAAUUUAAAAACAGCAUUGAGGCUGUCUGCAAGACAGUCAAGCUGCAUUGCAACAGUGCAUGUCUGACAAACACCAUACCUUGUCCUGAAGAAGCAUCUGUAGGGAAUCCAGAAGGAGCGUUCAUGAAGGUGUUACAAGCCCGGAAGAAUCACACAAGCACUGAGCUGACUGUUGAGCCGGAGGUGCCCUCAGACAGCAGCGGCACCAACUUGUCAGGCUUUGGGAGUGAGCAGCUAGACACCAAUGACGAGAGUGAUGUUAUCAGUGCACUAAGUUACAUCUUGCCUUAUUUCUCAGUGGUAAACCCAGAUGUGAAAUCAAUGUUAUUACCGUUCAUUAAACUGCCAACCACAGGAAACAGCCUGGCAAAGAUUGAAAGUGUUGGAGGCAAAAACUGGCAGAGAGUGAACAGAGUCCUCAUGGGCCCAAGGAGCAUCCAGAAAAGGCCCUUCAAAGAGGUGGGAAGGCAGAGCAUCAGGAGGGAACAGGGUGCCCAGGCAUCUGUGGAGAAUGCUGCCGAAGAAAAAAGGCUCGGGAGUCCAGCCCCAAGGGAGCUGGAACAGCUUCACAUACAGCAGGGGCCUGAGAAGUUAGCGGGAAACACCGUCUACACCAAGCCUUCGUUCACCCAAGAGCAUAAGGCAGCAGGCUCUGUGCUGAAACCCUUCUCCAAGGGCGCGCCUUCUACCUCCAGCUUUGCAAAAGCCCUACCUCAGGUGAGAGACAGAUCGAAAGUCUUAACCCACGCUAUUUCCAUUUUAGCAAGUGCAAAGGCUAGAGUUACAAAUAUGAAGGCUUCUAAACCAGUCGUACAUUGCAGAAAAAAAUACCGCUUUCCCAAAACUCGCUCCCGCAUGACCCACAGAACACCCAAGGUCAAAAAGAGUCCAAAGUUCAGAAAGAAAAGUUAUCUUAAUAGAUUGAUGCUCGCAAACAGGCCUCCAUUCUCUGCAGCGAAGAGCCUCAUAAAUUCCCCUUCACAAGGGGCUUUUUCAUCCUUAGGAGACCUGAGGCCUCAAGAAAACCCUUUUCUGGAAGUAUCUGCUCCUUCAGAACGUUUUAUAGAAAACACUAAUAUAAAAGACACAACUGCAAGAAAUGCUUUUGAAGAAAACGUUUUUAUGGAAAAUACUAACAUGCCAGAAGGUACCAUCUCUGAAAACACAAACUACAAUCAUCCUCCUGAGGCAGAUUCCGCUGGGACUGCAUUCAACUUAGGGCCAACUGUUAAACAAACUGAGACAAAAUGGGAAUACAACAAUGUGGGCACUGACCUGUCCCCCGAGCCCAAAAGCUUCAAUUACCCAUUGCUCUCAUCCCCAGGUGAUCAGUUUGAAAUUCAGCUAACCCAGCAGUUACAGUCUCUUAGCUGCAACAACAAUGUGAGAAGGCUCAUUUCUCAUGUUAUCCGGACCUUGAAGAUGGACUGCUCUGGGGCCCAUGUGCAAGUGACCUGUGCCAAGCUCAUCUCCAGGACAGGCCUCCUGAUGAAGCUUCUCAGUGAGCAGCAGGAAGUAAAGGCGUCCAAAGUAGAAUGGGAUACGGACCAAUGGAAGACUGAUAACUAUAUUAAUGAGAACAUGGAAGCCCAGAGUGAACAGAAAGAGCAGCAGUCGCUUGAGCUCACAAAAGAAGUUCCAGGAUAUAACUUUGACAACAAACUCAUCCUGGCAUUAUGUGUGAUCAUUACAUGAAUGAAAUUGUUUGCGAUUUUCCACUUCAUUUGGGUAAAGACAAUAAUUAAUUCAGGUUUUCAGAAUGCAGUCCUGUCUUUGUGUGGAUUCAGAGCUCACAAACUGAAAACCAAAGCCACUUUCCCACCUGCUACUACUUGACGUACUUCUUCAGUCAUUUAAGGCUGAGGUGUAUGCUUUGUUCUUUUACUGCAGUGUAUAUUUCAGGAUUUUUAAAGGAUCCUCGCUUCCAGAUCUCUGUGAAUUGAAACCAAGUUAAUCCCACUAGACUAUUUUAAGAAGUCGAUAUAAUAGCAAAAUUUCUCCCGUCCAAAACUAUGUCAACAAUUGGAUGUACUCACCAAGUCACCCUUACUCUGCCACUAAUUUAUUUCCUUGUUGCUGAAAUGAUGAGAGAGGUGUAAUCUCCACCCUCACGGAGUUGUCAUCACCCUGGAGAGGAAGGAGAGAGCCAAAAGAGAGAAGUAUUGUCUUGUAGACUUAUUAGAUUUACACAGUAUCGUCCUCCAGUGUGUAAGGCGUUGUCUAAACAGGUCCAGUUAAAGCACUACAGAGUAGCCAUCUUUUAAAAAAAUUGUUGGCCACAUUUUGAAGUUCACAGGAGAGGGGAACGUCUCAUACUACAGCCCUCCUGAGCCUAGACCCUCUGUGAGAUGUGUCACCAUUUCUUGGACACCAUGUGAGACAUUCCCCCUCAGAUUAGAGAUGCUCAACCUGCAUCAACUUAUCUACAGCCUACAUCUGUAGGCUACUCUGGGGCAAGUCCUGUUUACAGUGCCCAUUCCUGGAGCUUGCCUCUGUUUGUCUUUUGUUCGAUUACAUGAUGUAUUACUUUUCCCAACAGGCCAGUGCUAGCAUAUUGGAAGAGUGAUUUAAUAAGCUGGCAACCUUGACGCUAUGCUACCAGUCCAACCUUACUUGCCUCAUUUACCAUUUCCAUUAUUGUGGCAGCCCUCCAUUCCAGCCAGAGCAGCCCCUCACCAUAUCCCAGUCACACCACCCGCAUUUCUGCUUUUGUCUGUGUGUUUGUCCAUCUAAAAUGCCCUUAUUUCACUCUGCCUGUGGGAGUCCUAUGAAUCUCUCAAAAGCCAACUCAAGUUCAUCUUUCUUCUUGACACCUUCCCUGAAUAUUCCAGCCCUGCUGAGCCUAGUCCCUUUGUGAGAUUUGUCACCAUUUCUUAGACACCACACGAGAGACUUCAGAGGCUGGAGUGGGAGGAUUGCUUGAGCCUGGGAGGUCCUCAAAGGGCUCCUAGACUGGGGGGAGGGCUGGACAUCUGAAUACAUCCUGAGGAGACAGUGUGGAAUGGCAUGGUGGCAGUGGAGCCAGCCGUGGUUCUGCUCUUGGUCGACUGGAAAGGAGUAGGUGUAAGGGAUGGUUUAGAAGAAGGGAAGUGGAAGAAAAGUUUUCUGAGCUGACAAGAGGAAGGAAAGGCCUUCUAGACAGGACAUUACAAAGGCAGAGAAGCCCUAAGCAGAGUGAGCACCAGACUCCACAAGUUAAGGGCUCAGUCACACAGGACCACCCCCACGUCAGACCCCAGAUGGAAGGCCAAGCAUCACCUAUGCAUCUGACCAACUGGCUAUAAAUUGGAGGUCCCCACAACUCCCUCCUCAGGUUUGAACAUUUGCUAGAAUAGCUCAUGGAACCCGGGAAAACAGUUUUCUUACUAUUGCUGAUUUAUUACAAACGAUAUUUUAAAGGACACAAAUGAACAGCCAGAUGAAGAGAUACACAGGGUGAGGUCUGGAAGGGUCCUUGUGGAGUUGGGGUGCACCACUCUCCCGGAACAUGGAUGUGUUCGCCAACCUGGAAGCUCUCCAAGUCCUGUCUUUUUAGGAUUAUUCUGGAGGCUUUGUCACGUAGGCAUGAUCAAGCUUCAGCUCCACUCCCCACCCCAGAGGAUGGGGAAUUGGGCUGAUAGUACAAUGCUUCCAACCAUAGUUAGGUCUUUUUGGUGACCAGUCUCCAAAUAAGGAGCCCACCAAGAGUCACCUCAUGAGAACAAAGGAUGCUUCUAUCACCCAGAAAAUUCCAAGGGAUUUAGGAGCUCUGUAUCAGGAACCAGGUUUAAGGACCAAAUGUUAGAACAAAAGAUGUGCAACCAUAAAAAAACAGCGAGAUCAUGUCUUUCACAGGAACACGGAUGGAGCUAGAGGCCAUUAUCUUCAGCAAACUAAGACAGGAACAGAAAACCAAAUACUGCAUGUUCUUAUAAGUGGGAGCAAAAUGAUGAGAACUCAUAAACAAUAGACACUGGGCCCUACCUGAGGGUGGAGGGUGGGAGGAGCGAGAGGAGCAGAAAAUACUAUUGGGUACUAGGCUUAGUACCUGGGUGAUGAAAUAAUCUGUACAGCAAGCCCCCAUGACACAAGUUUAGCUAUAUAACAAACGUGCAUAUGUACCCCCUAAUCUAAAAGAAAAGUUUAAAAAGGAAAAAACACCUAGGAGAAAAGAAAAAUGAUAACAACAAAAAAAGAAGACAGUGCUCUUAGCACCAUCAUUCAGGAAUUUCCAACGGUUUUAGGAGCUUUGUGUUAGGAACUGUGGGCAGAGACCAAAUAUAUAUUUCUUAUGUUACAGUACCCCAGAUAGGAAAACAGAAAUUACUCUAGAUAUUUCAAACAAAAAAGGGUUGUAUGUAGGCAAUUAGUGCUUAUCACUGGAGGGGCUAGAGGUGGUGAAGGUUGUGGGGAUGGGGUUGCACCACUGGCUUUCAGGCUACUUUACCACAGCUGAUUUCCGGAGGAUGGAAGAAGUCAGGAAACUUGGGAAACUGCUGCUGAGGUCCUUGCAGCCCCACGGUCCCCAGGCUGGUGACUGGUGGGGGAGUAUGGAGUCCAGCUGACCACCAGAGCCUGCACACCUGCUGCUACGGAGGAGGAAAGGAUGACUUCUACCUCCUUUCCACAUUCCAAAUUCCAUGUGACUACAUUUUAUUGGCAGCACCCCACUGGCAAGCGAGCCUUGAUGUGUGCUUCCUGGGCUUCUGGCACCUCACAGAAAGGGGUGAAAUGAGUGUCAUGAGCAGCCACCACUCUGCAUCACACCUCCACGUCCAGGCGUGCUGGAGAGCCCCACUUAUACUUGGAGGUGUCCUGGCACCUUACUCACUUUUGGUAGGUGUUUGGGUGUCCGAGGCUUUGCAAAAGAAGAAGGCGUGGAGUCUACGGUGGAGUCACAUGGUGGAGACCUAGCUAAGUCAGAGGCCUGGAGAGGUGUCACUCUAGCUGGGCAGCAGGUGACACACAAUCAUGCCCUGAGUUGAUUGGAGAAACACUUGGAAUUGAUUCAGAGUUUUUUCUGGAAUGUUUUCACUGGAAUGAAAGCUGAGUGGUCUGCAGGCCAUAUAGUAUUGGAGAAAACAUAGCCCUCAUUGAAAAAGGCUGCCAGAGAAAAGGUAUCCACAGGGAAAUUCAGGAGUUUUGUUUGUUUUUUCUUUUGAGAUGGAGUUUUGCUCUUGUUGCUCAAUCUGGAAUGCAAUGGCACGAUCUCAGCUCACUGCAUCCUCUGCCUCCUGGGUUCGAGCAAGUUUGCCUCAGCCUCCCUAGUAGCUGGGGUUACAGGCAUGCACCACCAUGCCUGGCUAAUUUUUGUAUUUUUAGUAGAGACAGGGUUUCACCAUGUUGGUCAGGCUGGUCUCGAACUCCUGACCUCAGGUAGUCCACCCGCCCUGGCCUCCCAAAGGGCUGGGAUUACAGGUGCGAGCUACCAUGCCUGGCUUGUUUUGGCUUUUGGGGUUUUUUGUUUUUUGGAUACAGUCUCACUCUGUCACCUAGGCUGGAGUGCAGUAGCGUGAUCUCGGUUGACCGCAACCUUGCCUUCCGGGUUCAAGUGAUUCUGCCUCAGCCUCCCGAAUAGCUGUGAUUACAGGCGCCUAUCACCACGCCCGGCCAAUUUUUAUUUUUUUCUAAAAUCAGUUUCACCAUGUUGGCCAGGCUAGUCCUGAACUCCUGACCUCAAGUGAUCUGCUCACCUUGGCCUCCCAAAGUGCUGGGAUUACAGGCAUGAGUCACUGUGCCCCGCCAGGAAAUUCAAUUUCUGAAAAUACACCUGUGGAUCUCUAGCCUUGAACAUCCUUGGAUGCUGCUUUAAAUGACUGAUCCUCGAUGCCUUCCUUCUAACUCACACUCCCCUACAUCAAUCUCCCAGAAAAAGGGACCUCUUUUAUUCUUUUUUUUUUUUUUUUUUUCCCCCAGAGAUGGGCCUCACUUUUUUGCCCAGGCUGGUUUUGAACUCCUGGCCUCAAGUGAUCCUCCCGCCUUGGUCUCUCAAGGUACUGGGAUUACAGGUGGGAGUCCUCGCGCACGGCAAAGCCUAUAUUAAGCCCUUUUAUGCUCACUCGGCGGUACUGCAGAGAGGGGAGGGAGGAAGCAGAGGUGCCUUGGCAUCUUCAGCUGGAGGUGGGCAGGGCGCUGAGGGUGGGAGAGGCCGGGCGCCGGGGGAUGGGAGGCAGGACCGCACCUUCACAGGGACGCUGCCACCCUACCCCGGAGGUCAGGGCCUCUCGCCCAGCUCUGGCUCUGAGGUCCUAGAGGGAGGGAGAUGCUGUUGCGACUCAGAAGAUUGGGGGAGGGCCACCCCCAUUCGAGAAGAGUGAAAAUCCUGAACCUGAAGAAGUGGAACCGGUUGGAGCCGAGGCUUUGGAGGAUGGCGUUCGGAAGAGGGUCUGGCGCCGCCCUGUGGACUGUUCGGGCUCGCAGGGCUGAAGGCUCUGAAGACUGAGACCUGUGAACCAUGGGCUCCAUGCGGAUGGGGGCUACAGCCCCCGCCGGAGCCCCCACCCUAGCCCUGGACUUCUCCACUGGCUUAGGACAUGAGAGCUCAAUAAGCUCCUUAUUUAACGCACUGUUGUAUCAGGUUCCUGUGGGAGCCACUGGCUCUAUAGCCUAAUAAAGGAGCGGGUGCACGCAUUGGAUUGGUGAGCUACCGCCACAGCAAUGCGUCCUAAUCAACCAUCCUAAACGGCGGCUGGAACAAGGUUCUGGCAGGCCUGUGCUUGGGCUUGAACGCUGGACCAGCCGCUGCGCUCUGUGGCUCCCUGUAGGUCUGCGGAUUGGCCAGGGGGCUCCGUUCCUUUUGGGCGGAGACUGAAGAAGCGGCUGCACCAGAGAAGGCCCUCUGGGUGAAGGUGGGAGCGCACGGGGCCCGCGGAACCACCUAAAGCGACUUCAGACGUGGACUCGGAACUGGCAGCCUUUCGUUUCUGCUUCAUUCCAUGGCCAGAGCAAGCCACGUGGGCAAACCCAAAGCCAGGGGGCAGGAAAGUACCCUCCACCCACAACGAAACCAUGGCAAGCGGUGGGUGCAGGUAGGGCCAAUAGUCUAUCCCGGUGAGUGAGGAGAACUGCUUUGGGGGUUGCACAACCUGGGUGUGCUUUUACAGUAGUGCCUGUCACUAUGAAGACUCCACCAUGGGUCGCCAUCAGGUCAGGGACCCUGACAAGGCAAGAACUGCAUCUUCCUCUGCACACAGCUCUGCUCCCUUCCCCGCCAUACCUAACACCAAGCCCAGCCCUGAGGAAUGACUCAGCAAUAUUACUGAGAGCAUUUUAGUCCAUUCCUUCAUUACCCUCAUGUGACUUGUUAUGAAAUAUAGACUGACUUCCUGAAGAUCAGCACAUAGUGCUAAGUAUUUGGCUUGUAAUCUGUAGACUCUGCCAUUUGGAGCUGGGAUCUGUCCCCAGAUCUGUCAGACACCAAAUCCCGCAUCUACUGCCACCCAAAGGGACCUCCAGAAGAAAGGGGUUAUACAGGGUCAAACACCAAGGCAGGUUAGUGAAAUUUCUCUAGAGGCCAUUUAAAGCUGGAGUCUCACCACCUGAAUUGUCCUCAGAGGAAGGCUGUCUAGGACACAAACCUAGUCAGGGGUCCACAUGGACUUAAGGACAAUUUUUUUUUUUUUUUUUUUUUUUUUUUUGAGACAGUCUCAUUCUGUCGUCAAGGCUCGAGUGCAGUGGUGUGAACUCAGCUCACUGCAAGUAUUAACCUCCUGGGCUCAGGUGAUCCUCCCACCUCAGCCUCUCGAGUAGCAGGGACCACAGGCUCGUGCCACCAUGCCCAAUUAAUUUUCUUUUAAAUUUUUUGUAGAGAUGAGGUCUCCCCAUUUUGCUCAGUCUAAUCUUGAACUCCUGGACUCAAACGAUCCUCCUGCCUCUGCUCCUCAAAGUCCUGGGACUACAGGUGUGAGCCAACACACCUGGCCUCUUAAGAAUAAUUUUAAAAACAAUGAGGUUCACCGUCAGAGCCCCUGCUGCUCUACCAAGUCCCUUGGCCCCUCUCAACAGGGCAAAAGCAAGAUGAGCCCCAAAUGUUCUGCUUAAUGACCACCUUUCCCAGGAGACUUUGCUCUUUAAAGGAGAACCACUUAGAGAUAUGAGCAACCUUAAAGAAUGCCACCAGCACUAGUGAAUGCCAGGCAUGGGCCACGUGGGUGGAGAGUAUAUUUUAGGGCAGUCACUCAUGGUAAAUUAUUUCCGCCAGCCCCCAAAAGUGACUAUUCAAUGUCCAACUAUGUCAGGCCCAGGCUGAUAAAAGUAGAGGCAUGAGGAACCUAGGGUUGUUUUGAAGUGCCUUGGUUAUGGUAUAUGUGGAAGAUUUUAGAGCUUGUAAAAAGUGAUGACCCAUGGCCCCCCAGGCUGGGUCUGGGAUUGCCUUUGUGGAUUACAAGAGGAUAUUAUGCAGCAGUUUUUAAAAAUGAGGUAGACUGGGAAAAUCUAUCUCCAUGAUACAUAGGUGCUGUUAAGGGAACAAAGCAAGAUUUAGUAGGGCGUGUAUAGUAUGCUACUGUGCUCUGUGCAUUAUCUGUACAGAACUGUGAGGUCUGAUACAGUAGCCACUAGCCACAUAUGGCUAUUUACAUAUAAAUUUAGGUUGGGCCUGGUGGCUCAUGCCUGUAAUCCCAGCACUUUGGGAGGCCAAGUGGGAGGAUAGCUUGAGGCCAAUAGUUCAAGACCACCCUGGGCAACAUAGUGAAACCCCUUUUCUACAAAAAAUUUAUUUAUUUUUAUUUUUUUUGAGACGGGUCUCACUCUGUCACCCAGGCUGGAGUGCAGUGGCACAGUCUCAGCUUAUUACAACAUCUGCCUCCUGGGUUCAAGUGAUUCUCGUGCCUCAGCCUCCAAGUAGCUGGGACUACAGGCACGUACCACCAUACCCAGCAAAUUUUUGUAUUUUUGGUAGAGACAAGGUUUUUUGCCAUGUUGGCCAGCCUGGUCUUGAACUCCUGACCUCAGGUGAUCUGCCCGCCUCAGCCUCCCAAAGUGCUGAGAUUACAGGCAUGAACCACUGCGCCCAGGCAAAAAAUUUAAAAUUGUAAAAAUCAGCCAAACAUGGUGGCAUGCAUCUGUAGUCCCAGCAACUUAGGAGGCUGAGGUGGGAGGAUUUCUUGAGCCCAGGAGGUCAAGGUUGCAGUGAGCUAUGACUGCACCACCGCACUCCAGCCUGGACAACAGUGAGGCCCUGUCUCAAAAAAUAAAUAAAUAAGAGUUUGAGGCCAUGUUCAGACACCGCUGCAGUCCAGUCUGGUAAACAGAGCAAGACGCUGAGUCUUUAAAAAAAAAAAAAUUUUUUUUUAAAGUCAGCUCCUAAGACACACUAGCCACAUGUCAAGUGCUCAACUGCCCCGUGUGGCUAAUGGCUACCAAACUGGGCAGCACAGGCAACUGUUUUCAUCAUUGAAGUUCUGUUGGACAAGAAUACCUCUGGAAGCACACAUGAGAAACUGGUAAUGGUGGUUGCCUUCAGGGAGGGAAACAGAGGGUGCAGGGCUGUAUGCCCUUUUGUACCUCUUGAAUUUCAUAUCAUGUGUUUGUACUAGGUGUUUACAAAUUAUUUUAAAAACAAACUGGGAAUUAGGAAUCCCCAUAUGGAAUAACUGCAGUGGGACACUGAUUCCCAAAAAAUUACUUUGCAAUUUGCCUAAAACAAAUUAAGCUAAUAGCUAUUAUGAUUUCAUAUUUAAUAUUUUUUCACAGCUUAGAGUUUUUUAGCUCCUGUUGCUAUCUCUCUGCUCUUAUGAGCUCACAGGGUGACAAAGUGAAUUAGUAAGUAGCAGGAAAACAUUAAAGGAAAAAUUCCUGGGCAACAUGGCAAAACCCCGGCUCUACAGAAAAUACAAAACAUUAGCCAGGCAUGGUGGCAUGCGCCUGUGGUCUUAGAGACUUGGGAGGCUGAGGUGGGAGGAUCACUUGAGCUUGGAAGGCGGUAACUCAAUCCCAGCAGAAUCCCAGGGAGCGAAGGUGGCUCAUCUCAAAAGAAAAACAAGAAGGAAAUUCUAUUACCAGAAGACAAAGGGAUGAAAUGAGGGAUGGAGAAUCAAAGACUGAAGCUACUAGGGUUUGUUUUUAUUAAUAUUUAAUUUUCUCAGAGGCGAGGGUCUCACUAUGUUGCCCAGGCUGGUCUUGAACUCCUGGCCUCAAGCAAUCCUCCUGCCUGAGCCUUCCGAGUUGUUGGGAUUACAGAUGUGAGCCACUGCAUCCAACUUUAGUUCUUGUUUGUUUGGUUGGUUUUGUUUUGUUUUUUUGACAGAGUUUUGCUGUGCCACCCAGGCUGGAGUGCAGUGACUCAGCCUCGGCUCACUGCAGCCUUGACCUUCUGGCCUCAAGUGAUCCUCCCGCCUCAGCGCCACCCCCCACUGCCCUCCAAUAUCUGGGACUACAGGUGCGCGUGACAGCGCACAGCUAAUUUUUAAAUUUUUUGUAGAGAUCGGGUUUCGCUAUGUGGCUCAGGUUGGUCUCCAACUCCUGGACUAAGCGAUCUGCCUGCCUUGGCCUCCCAAAGUGUGAGCCGCCGCACCCACCCAUUGAACAUUGAAGCUAGACUGGGCAAACCCUUAAGCCUAAACCAGUAACAGUUUUUCACAAGUUCAUAAAUGUUGCUGUGGUUAAUAACACACAAAUUCAUUUAAAAGCACGUGUGUCCGCAUGGUAAUUUUUGGUCCUUAUUUUUAUUUUUCAGUUAAUGGAUAUUAAAGAUACAACGUUUUUUUCUUUUUUUUGAGACAGGGUCUCACUCUGUCACCCAGGCUGGAGUGCAGUGGCAUGAUCAGAGAUCAUUGCAACCUCCACCUCCUGGGUUCAAGAGAUUCUCCUCCCUCAGCUUCCUGAGUAGCUGGGAUUGCAGGUAUGUGCAACCACACCUGGCUAAUUUUUGUACUUUUUGUAGAGAUAGGGUUUUACCAUGUUGUUCAGGCUGGUCUUGAACUCCUGAGCUCAAGUGAUCCACCUGCCUUGGCCUCCCAAACUGCUGGGAUUACACACGUAAGCCACCACGCCCAGCCUAAAGAUAUAACUUCUAUCAUGAGGAGGUCCAAGAACUAUUCUCUUUUUCUUUUUUUAAUGUUAGAAAGGGAUUCUUAACUGAGUAUGUGCUGCAGCAAAGGGAGGGGAAAUUAAGCAAGAAGAGAAGGGAGCCAAGAAAUAAAGGCCCCAACCCAGGAAGCACUUAAGCAAAGUUCCAGGAUGACCACAUGUGACAAGUUUAGGGGAUGACUUGAGCACAUGGAGGACAGAACUUGGAGAGGGCACUGUGGGCAUGGGCCCCACCUGCUCCGCCAGAGCACUAGAAGAGAACGAGGGCACGAUAAUGGCAGAUGGCACUGAAAGAAAAGGAGAGAGCAUGAGGCACCCUUGGGGGAAGCAGGCAUCAUCAGAGUGUAUUUUAUUUUUAUUUUAUUAUAUUUUGAGAUGGAGUCUCUGUUGCCCAGGCUGGAGUGCAGUGGCAUGAUCUCGGCUCACUGCAACCUCCGCCUCCCAGGUUCAAGUGAUUCUCUGCCUCACCCUCCCAAGUAGCUGGGACUACAGGGGGGCACCACCACACCCAGCUAAUUUUUGUAUUUUUAGUAGAGAUGGGGUUUCUCCAUGUUGGCCAGGUUGGUCUUGAACUCCCGACCUCAGGUGAUCUGCCCACCUUGGCUUCCCAAAGUGCUGGGAUUACAGGCAUGAGCCACCGUGCCUGACCUCACAGCACAUUAUUAAGCUCUGUGGUGAAUACUAUUUAUAUAGUCACAAUUCUGUAAACACGGUUAAUUUUCUACAAAUUGUGGCAUAACCAAACCUCAAGAAUGGACAGGGCUGGGGUGUGAAAGAGCUAAGUCCUUGCCUGGUUUACUAGGAAGGCAACAGACAGUGUCUAAAACUAUGAGACAGCUGGGCGCGGUGGCUCACGCCUGUAAUCCCAGCACUUUGGGAGGCCAAGGCGGGUGGAUCACAUGAGGUCAGGAGUUUGAGAUCAGCCUUGACAACAUGGUGAAACCCCGUGUCUACUAAAAAUACAAAAUCAGCUGGGCGUGGUGGCACAUGCCUGUAAUCCCAGCUAGUAGGGAGGCUGAGGCAGGAGCAUUGCUUGAACCCAGGAGGCGGAGGUUGCAGUGAGCCAAGAUGGCGCCACUGCACUCCAGCCUGGGUGACAGAGCGAGACUGUGUCUCAAAAAAAUAAUAAAAUACAAACAAUGAGACGUGCAGGAGAUGUGGGGAGAAGCACCAGAAGAUUCCGCUGAAAGCCUGCUCCCCAGAAGGGUGGGAACAGUGGGGACAAUGAACUGCUGUUGUUCGUUAUGUUUCAUCCCCAUUCCGUUUCAUUUUAUUGAAUUGUAAACUGUGUGUAUAACAACACUUUUUAAUCAAUUUUUUUAAAAAGAGAGAGUGGAAAGAAACAGCUUCCUACAACAGAACUGAAGAGCACACCAGUGAUUCCAGUGUCCAGAGAGGAGGGUGCAUUAACGCUAGUUUUAUGAUUUCAAUCAGAUGCCAAGCAAGAAUAUAUCUGGGGUUCAGACAAGAAAGGCUCUCAUUCAAGUGCUUACAAGAGCAAUGGAAGGCAAGGACCUGCCCAAUUGGCAGGGUGAAAAAAUUAGCCAGAACUAGAAUAGUAACAGCUGUUCAUCUUUGAGCACUUACUACAGGCCAGAACUUGUAUUAAGGAUAUCAUCUUUUUCUUUUCUUUCUUUCUUUCUUUUUUUUUUUUUUUUGUUGUUGUUUUGGAACAAAGUCUCACUCUGUCAUGUAGGCUGCAGUGCAGUGGCGCAAUCUCAGCUCACUGCAACCUCAGCCUCCCAGGUUCAAGCGAUUCUUGUGCUCCAGCCUCACAAGUACCUGGGACUACAGGCAUGAACCACCACGCCUGGCUAAUUUUUGUAUCUUUGGUAGAGAUGGGGUUUCACCAUGUUAGCCAGACUGGUUUCAAACUCCUGGCCUCAAGUAAUCCACCCACCUCAGCCUCCAAAAUUAUGGGAUUACAGGCGUGAGCCACUGUGCCCAGCCAGGAUAUCAUAUUUAAUCCUCACAUCAACUGACAUUAGCCCCUAUUUACAGAUGAGGAACUGAGGCUCAGAGAGGUUUUGGCACUUGCCUGAGGUCACACACUCUGGGCUCUCUGCUUGGGGCUGAGGGCCAAGGGGUGUUGUGACUUACUUCUCUUUCCUGAAUAUCAAUAAAAUUCAAUUUAGAAA
Pongo pygmaeus (Bornean orangutan) is the source of this 14004-nucleotide messenger RNA. Its product is annotated as leucine-rich repeat-containing protein 37A3-like. Gene Ontology annotation, molecular function: protein binding. The record is from RefSeq and is a predicted model, not a curated record. Lineage: Eukaryota; Metazoa; Chordata; Mammalia; Primates; Hominidae.